Molecule: messenger RNA, 2145 nt
Organism: Effrenium voratum
Lineage: Eukaryota; Dinophyceae; Suessiales; Symbiodiniaceae
Source: the annotation of a GenBank genome assembly
AUGACGUUGGUGUCCAUGGCUGUGCGGCGCCAAGUGGAGUCCAUGCUGGCGAAGGCCAAGGAUGGCGAGAAGUUGGUCUCAACGGUGCACGGGAUUUUGGCAACCUUGCAGUCGGCCCACCUUGUGCAUAUGAUUCGCAUGCAGCCCCAACACCUGGGUGUUCACCCGUCAAACCGCGACGGGCUCGGAGUCAAUGCGGGGGACGUGCGAGACUUGCUGGACUCCAUCGCCACCGUGGGCUUUUUGCCGGAGCGAGUGAACGCUAUCGCUGUGGAGAUCGAGGGCGAGCACGUUCGGCAGUUCAAUGCCACACUGGUGGCCAACGCCGGCGGCGCCCUGGGCCACUUGGAGCCGGCGGUUCUCAAGGCCGCCACCCUGUGCGGGUCGCACACGAACUUUGUGCUGCGGAUAUGCGAGCAGCAAGUCAAGCACGACAACCCGGCGAUUUGCUCGGAGGGCCGCAUCUCCUUGGAGAAGAUCCGGGCCCGAGAUGAGCUGAUGUGGCAGGCCAUCACCGAAGGGGUGACCUGGAAGAUCCUCGACAAGGAAGUUGCUCAAGAAUUUCCUGAAUUCCUUCGCCUGCUGCAGCAGUACGGCAACACCUCAUUGGAGAGGGGGGAAGGCGAGUUCCAGGUGCUGCGAAGGAUCCACUCCCUUUACGUGCAGGCCAGCGAUCCCGACUUCCAGCUGAUAAAGAAACAAGCACUGGCCAGCAAGCCGCAGUGCGCCGCUUCCGUGCCGGCAAUGUACCAAUUCUUGCUGAAGGCCUCCGGCGGGAAAGAUGGCACGUUGUUGGCUGAAACGGAGAGGUUUGUGCACUGCCAGCCUGGCAGGCGGCUCGGGCCUGACCUGUGGCAAGUCCUUGCGCAGGAUGGCCGGGCCAAGCUUUCCGGCCAUGCCCUCGGCCGCUUCCGUCACGCGCUGGUAAGGAUGCAAUGCUUUCGCCAGUGCUGUGGCAAAGAUGUGGCAAAGAAGAUGUUCAGCCAGGAGAACGCCAGCAAGGUGCUUGAAGCAGAAGCGGCCAUGGCCGAGCUUCGAGCCUUGACGCGGCAUGUCAGUGCCCAGCUGCUGGACGACCCCAGGGUGUUUGUUGCCUUGCGCUUGUCCGACAUUGCCUUGGCGGCAUGGGCCAUUGGGCUGAGGUUGCCCAACGAGAAAAAGUAUGACUCCAGCGGCGCCAUUUGCCACGACUUCGUUCUCCUUUUGAGGAACAUCACCGGAGAUGAUGCGAUUCCUUCAAGGUGGGAAGAAGCAGCUCAGAUCACGGAGACGGCGCAGGCCUCGUCUAGCGCGGCACCGAAGGCAAUGCUUAUGCGGGAGCUACGGGAAGACGGGUCCUUCAAGAACCCGGUUGCUGUGUUGCAGGAGCUCGGCUACCAGGUUGGGGAUCAUGUUCGGAGGAAGGCAGACCGCACAGAGGGCGUCAUCAAAGACAUCCAAAAGGAGAAAGUGCGGGUGGAGGUGGAUGGCGUGACGUGCAAGGUUCCCCUGGCGGCAUUCAUGAGCCAGGAGUGGGUGCGCUUUGUGCCCAAGGCAGUUGCUGAAACCAUGGCGUUCAAUGAGCAUUGGCCCAGCCAGAACAGCUCCUUCCAGCUUCAACUCACAGCCUCCAAGAUUAUGCUGGAGCUCCGUGCCCAAAGUGACAAGUUUGAAGGCGAAGGGUGGGCCAAGCUGCACGCGCAGGUCAAGCCAAACAAAUCCUUGGCAUGCGCAGGCAAGUUCCAGAAGCAUGAGCUGACCUUGAUCCCGGUCACUGGCAAGAUUGGCAGCCACGCGGGUUUCAAGGAGAUCCCUGCCAGCUCCUUCAACGUCCAGACUUCCUGGGGCGAUGAUGCCACAUUCUGGCUCAGCAACCCAACCAUCAUCCCGAAGGAGGAGUCUGAGCAGGGAUUCAUGGCACCCUUUUGGUUUGUGCAACCAACCCACGACAGCGAGCUCGCCAACCUGCAGCUUCACUGGCUGAGGGCAGACUCCGGCAUCAAGAUUCCUUGCUUUCGCAACGGGAAGGCGCUCAAGGAGGGCGACCGGCUGAUGUACUUCAAGGAGAAGCGCAAGGCCGAGGUGGCCCCGCUGGAGCAGUCGCCCGGCAAGACCAAGGUGCACACCCCUGCCAAGAGCCGCCGAACCGCUGACGCGGCCGAGUGA